Lytechinus variegatus (green sea urchin) is the source of this 1262-nucleotide messenger RNA. RefSeq lists its product as uncharacterized. Bases 106 to 1113 code for a protein of 335 amino acids. Gene Ontology annotation, molecular function: N-acetyltransferase activity. Lineage: Eukaryota; Metazoa; Echinodermata; Echinoidea; Temnopleuroida; Toxopneustidae. The transcript has 8 exons. The record is from RefSeq and is a predicted model, not a curated record.
UGCGCGCAGAUGAAUUACCCUCGUGUGCUUUGGGUUUGAAAGGGAUAACCGGUCUUGCAAAACCUCCAAUAAAUACGUUUUAUUCUUUUCUUUGUUUUUCAAAUAAUGGACCUGAAUACGAUUCGUCUAGCAACCGAGUAUGAAGGCGAAGUCCUGUACGAGUUUCUCAAUGAAUACGUCAAAUCUGAAGGUUUGGAAACACUAUUUGGGAACUCAAAACAAAAUUUCUUGGAGCAUUUCAAGCAGAAGCUGUUCCAGGCUCUGGUGAUCGAGAAUAAAUCUGAGAAGCAAUUAGUCGGAUGUGCAUUCAUAUCUACGGGGUUUCACUAUCACACGGGAGAAUGGAGACACCUUCACUGUUGCUACAUCAGACAUCCCUUCAAAAGUCACAAAUUGGAGAGAAAAGUGAUUCAGACAGUUAAAAGAAUAUGUUUCGAAGAAAAGGCGAAUACAUUGACAACGAUAGUGAAUGGAAACAAUCUCUCAACCCUUCAAGUAUUAGAGGCAGAAAAUUGUAGAAACGCAAAACCAGCCGAACAAGUUCAUCGACAUUUUUGGUUCAUGCAAAGCCAAUAUUCAACAGGAUCAGAUUAUGAGAUAAACAAUACAGAUUACGUUAUUCGAGACGGUAUGCUUGAAGAUGAUGAAGAACGAAAUAGAGUCUGUCAACUGUUAGAAGAGUCUUUGAUAUCACAUGGAAUUCUGGGACACAGGACUCUUAUACGAAAAUACAUGGAACGAAAUGCCCUUUUAGUCGAUGAUAAAUACGGAGCAGUCGUCUUGGAACAUCUACGUUGUGUUGACGGUGAUGGAAUGACGUCGAUUCGCGACAUCGUUGGUUGUGUACUCUACUCCACGUUAUACAAUGCUUUGAAAGGAAAGACGUAUAUACUUCAUGGUCUCAGUAUAAAUCCAGCUCACAGGGGUAAAGGACUUUCUAAAGCGCUUGUCCGUGGGUUGAUUAAGACCUGUCAGAGAUAUAAGUGUGACGGUAUUUUCUUCAUCAUAUUCGAGGGGAACGAUGUUUCAAGAUCGCUCUUUAAAUCUCUUCAAGGCACCACCGAUAUGACAGAAUCUGAACACAAAUGGGAAAUAUUGUUCACCAAUCUCUGAAAUGAUUCUGAGAUACGAGACCGGGCUGAAGAAACUCCUCAAAAUAUGACGUUAGAUGGGAUUUUUCUGGUAAACCCAGGACCAAAAUCCAGUUAAAACCAUUUAGAGCAAAACCAAUUGAAACCAGUUGGCCAACUGGUUUCAAUAGG